Closterium sp. Naga37s-1 is the source of this 2412-nucleotide messenger RNA. The record is from the annotation of a GenBank genome assembly. Lineage: Eukaryota; Viridiplantae; Streptophyta; Zygnematophyceae; Desmidiales; Closteriaceae.
AUGGACCUCGAGAAUGACGGCGCCGCGGGCACCGCCGCCGUGUGGGCGGCCGUCUCCCCGCCACACGUCGACGGAUUCAACUUUCACCAAGCGCCGCUUCCGUGCGCAGCGACAGGGCCCGCGGAAAACAACGAAUGGGGCGGCGGUUUCAUGGGGGAAUGGGCGGGCGGAAAGCGCAGCGAGGAGGAGUGGGGUUUGGAGAAGGGGGGUGACAGUUGGGCCGUCAUGGGGGAGGAGGGAAUGAUCGUGGAAGGCGCUGCGGAGGCUCCGCCCACUCCGCUGAUCCAAGCCAUUGCGCGCAAGAACAUCUCCGCUUCCGCCGAUGUCUCCCCAAACAAAACCGCCACCAUUGCCACAUGUGUAACGAACGGAUGGGAUCCGCUGCAUCUGAACCUGCAGCCUCGGGAGAAUGUUCAGGAGAAUCUUCAGGAGAAGCCACAGUGGCAAGUCGGCCAAGGCAACGACGGCUCCUGCCUCACUACUUCCCCCUCCGCCGCCACAUCCGCCGGCGGCGGCUGCGCCAGCCAACGAAGCCUCGGGGGAGUAACCCCAUCCGCAGCAACCAGCGCUUACGCCGCUGGCGCAUCUUUUGGGCCCGCUAACGUUGCGCCUGCUAUUCCCCAUCUGACUCUUCCGCCAUCAGCUUCCUUCACGGGCCCGCCUCCUAGCGCUGCUGCCGCGCACGGCACGGGCAAUCAAACCACGGAAUGUGGCGGCCGCGUGCCAGCAGCAUGGUUCACUCCCACUGCCACGUCAGCCACCAACGUGUCCCCCGCAUCGCUGAUGUCAGCAUUGGGGUCGCUCCAGGGCAAGAUCGCGGCGCUACAGCUGCUGAUUCCGCUGGUUGCGCAGAGCGGCCCCGAACCCGCCGUGCGUGAGCAACAGGAGGCGGCGGCAAUGGGCGUCGCGGCGGUGAUUCAGCAGGUGGCGCUCGCCGCCGUGGGGCUGCUUCCGCCGCGCCUGCAGGCGCAGCUUCUGCUUCCUGACAUCGCGGGGGUGGUGCGCGCGGAACAGGCGGAGCGGCAGGCUGAGCAGGAGCAAGCGGCGCCGCAGUGCGCGGAGCACCGAUCGGCGGAGAAACAGCUGGACGAGGCGCAGCGGGAGAGAGGCCAGCAGGAGGCGAUGAUGAUGGCUCUGGCGCAAGCGCUACAGCUGCAGGAGCAGCAGCAGCAGGAGCAGCAGCAGGAGCAGCAGCAGCAGGAACACGAGCCACAAGAGCAGAAGCACUACCCAGCCGCUCCCUCUCCCCCUCCUCCGCCUCCUUGCGAAGUGUCGCUUCCCACAUUCGCACCCGGCGCCUCUCCCCCUUCAGCCGCGCCUCCGCCUGCUCCGCUUGCGCCUGCUAACCCUCUUGCGGUUCCUGCUGCCGCCCCUCUCCUUCCCCAUUUCCCCCCUCCCCUCGCUUCCCCAGCACCCGCUUCCCCUGACUCUGCUGCAGCAUCCGGGGCCGGCGCCAGCACGGAGGGAGACGACUCUGAGGCGGUCAAGGAGGGAGAGCAGAACAGAGCGGGAGGAAGCAAGAGAGGGAGGGAUCUCGAUUGUGAAGUGGAGGCAGCAAUGGGGGAGGGGCCGCCGAAGCAAGCAAAGCUGGAGGAGAGCCAGGCAGUUGAUGCCUUCGGAAAAGAAGCAGCUCCGGCUGUUGUGUUUGCAACAGCGUCACGGUCAGCAUCUGGCACAGCAUCAGAGGCAGCGCCAGGAGCAGCAUCAGGUGGAGAGUCCAUGGAAGAGGGCUAUGCAGGCUCCAAGGCAGCAGCAGGGUCGGCAGACACCACUGCCACUGCCACUGCAAGCGACACCGCCACUGUCACAGCCACUGCGAGCGACAGCGACGAGGAGGCGGCAGCAGCAAGCAGUGGUGGCGGGACGGGGUGGGGAGCGGAAGGCGUGCGCAUGGGGGAGUGGAUGAUAGUGGAACUGCGGGUGGCAGAGCUGACCAACGACCAGAUGCACUUCUGUGACGCCUGCGGCAAGGGCUUUAAGCGCGAGGCCAACCUGCGCAUGCACAUCAAGGGACACAGCCGCAUGGCCCCCAUGCACCCAGCAGCAGCGUCUCCUCCCUUCUCCUCCUCCCUGUCCCCCUCCGUGGAUCCAGCGCAAUGCCGCUUCAGCUGCCCUGUGGCGGGGUGCAAGCGGCACCGGGAGCACGCGGCCUUCCAGCCGCUCAAGACGGUGCUGUGUGUGCGCAACCACUACCGCCGCUCGCACUGCCCCAAGCUGCUUGCGUGCUCGCGCUGUGGCGGCGCCAAGCGGUUUGCGGUGCUGGCAGAUCUACGCACGCAUGAGAAGCACUGCGGGCUCACCAGCUGGACCUGCUCCUGCGGGUCGCGUUUCAGCCACAAGGACAAGCUGAUGGCCCAUCUGGUCACCUUCAUCGGCCACUCCGCCGUCUCGCCAGGGAACAACCGCGUGUGA